Molecule: messenger RNA, 4350 nt
Organism: Plectropomus leopardus (leopard coralgrouper)
Lineage: Eukaryota; Metazoa; Chordata; Actinopteri; Perciformes; Serranidae
Gene: adamts13
Product: ADAM metallopeptidase with thrombospondin type 1 motif, 13
Biological process (GO): proteolysis; extracellular matrix organization
Cellular component (GO): extracellular matrix
Molecular function (GO): metalloendopeptidase activity
Source: RefSeq, a predicted model, not a curated record
CAUCAACUUUGUCCCUACUGUUUACACAAACACGUUACUCAUACCCUCUUUGCUGGGCUCCGUCCUGCUUAAGAGCAGAGUCACAUCUUGUCCUGGUGGUAAAGCAGAGCAGGUAGACGCACAGGAAGAGGGGGAAACAUGUUUUUUACGACUCUGCUCCGUCUGCUGUUACUGCGGCCUGGCUUCGCUGCUCUAAUGACUUCUCCAUUGGAUGGGCUUUUUCAUCAGUCCUCCAGUCAAAGAGACACAGUUUCUGCUCCUGGCUAUUCUGAUGCCUCGGCAAAUGAGCGGCUGCGUCGGUCGGCUCUGAUGCCUGAUAUCACACAUUUGGAGCUGCUGGUGGUGGUCGGGCCUGAUGUCUAUCAGGUCCACAAGCAGGAUACGGAACGAUACAUCCUCACCAACCUCAAUAUUGCCUCAGAGCUGUUGAGAGACAUGGCCCUGGGAGCCAACAUGAGGGUGCACCUGGUCCGCAUGAUCAUCCUGACAGAGCCAGAGCCAGAGAUCCAAAUGUCUACAAAUAUCACCUCCUCUCUUAGAAGUGUAUGUGACUGGGGCAGAAGGAUAAACCCCUCGAACGAUACAGAUCCACUACAUGCUGAUCUUCUCUUAUACAUUACAAGGUACGACCUAGUGUUGCCGGAUGGAAACAAGCAGGUCAGGGGUGUGGCUCAGCUGGGAGGGGCUUGUUCCAGUGAAUGGAGCUGCGUGAUCACAGAGGACACCGGCUUUGACCUAGGUAUCACCAUCACUCAUGAGAUUGGCCACAGUUUUGGAAUCAACCAUGACGGCGUAGAAAAUACCUGCAGCAGGAGUGGGUUUAUGAUGGCCUCAGACGGAGGCUACAACAGUGUGGAUCUGACCUGGUCUCCCUGCAGCAGACAGCAGCUGUUCACAUUCUUCAGUGAAGGGAAAGCUGAAUGUGUAAAGGACCUGCCUGCACUGGGAGGAUCCCUACAAGACUGGAAGCCUGGUCUAUACUAUGGAGUCGAUGACCAGUGCCGCAUAGCAUUUGGCAGCACUGCGAGAGCCUGCUCCUUCACCAAUCCUGACCUGCCAGCUUGUCGGGUCCUGUCCUGUCACAUUAACCCGGAUGAUGACAGCUCCUGCAAACGUCUCCUGGUCCCACUUCUGGACGGGACAGAGUGUGCACCUAAUCAGUGGUGUCUGAAGGGGCGUUGUGUGUCUUCAGGUGAGCUCAGCUCCUCUGUAGUGGUGCAUGGCUCCUGGUCUAACUGGUCUGAGUUCUCCCCCUGCUCACGGACAUGUGGCGGGGGAGUCACUCACCGCACACGGAAAUGCAAUAACCCAAGACCUGCUUUUGGAGGGAAUUACUGUGAGGGAACAGAUAUCGAGGCUGAACUUUGUCACCAGCAGACAUGUGAACGUACCCAGCUGGAAUUCAUGGCAGAGCAGUGUUCCCAAACAGACCUCCACCCCCUCUACCUGCAACCAAACACUGCCUCCUUCUACACCUGGAUCCCUGCUUUAGGCUUUGCACAAGGAGAUGAGCAGUGCAGAUAUAUGUGCCAGUCAAAUGGAGAAAACUUUAUAGUGAGCCGUGGCUCUCAGUUUGUGGACGGGACUCGCUGUGAGCCAGACAACCUGCCUCCCUUUGGCUCCACAGCUGCCUGUCUAAGAGGCAAAUGUGAGCUGUUUGGCUGUGAUGGUGUGCUGCACUCUGGGAAAGUGAGGGAUGUGUGUGGGGUGUGUGGUGGAGAUGGAUCGUCCUGCAGUUUGACCUCUGACUCCUACACUGGCGGUCAGGCCAGAGAGUACACCACCUUCCUCUCUCUGCCUGUGAAUGCCACACAGGUUCAUAUUGUCAACAGGGCACCUCUGUUCACUCACAUGGCUGUAAUGUCUGGGGAUCAGUACAUUGUGUCAGGGAUGGGGAUUAUGGCACUGAAUAUGACCCACCCCUCCUCACUGGAUGAUAACCACCUUGAGUAUCACCUCCACCUGACCCCUGACCUUUUGCCUGAGGUGGAGGAGCUGCUGCUGCCAGGACCGCUGUCAGAAGAGAUAAACAUACAGGUCUAUCGCAAAUAUGGAAAAGAAUAUGGAGAGAAAACAAAUCCAAACAUCAGUUACCAGUUCUAUGUACCCACCAAAAAUAGCGACUUGACAGACAUCACACCAAAAGGAAAAUGGGCUGUCUUCACAACACCCUGCUCUGUCUCCUGUGGAUCAGGUGUACAGAAGCAUGCAAAUAUCUGUGUAGAUGAAAAUACCAACAACCAUUUGGAGGAACACAACUGUGAAACACCUCCUCCACCCAUACCACUCCACACAAGCUGUCAGCUCUCACCCUGUCCCCCCAGGUGGGAUACGGGGGUGUUUGGGCCUUGCAGUGCCUCAUGCGGUGGAGGAGAGAGAGUGCGUCCUGUAAGAUGUGUUCAGGAAGAUGGAGCUGACGCGGUGGAGGUUCCAGAUUCUGAAUGCCCACCUGACACAGCUCCAAAUACUAUUGCAAAAUGCAACCUGGAACACUGUCCUGCCAGAUGGCAUGUGUCAGAUCCAGAGGAAUGUUCAGCGGUGUGCGGGCCAGGAGAAGCAAAACGCGUCGUGUCAUGUGUCCGGCCAGAGGAUGGUCGGGAUGUUGAAGUGGAUCACAGCUUUUGUUCUUUGCAAAUUAAACCAUCUGAUUCUGUGCCCUGUGUGGUUGACGUUUGUCCCAUUGGUUGGGAAUCUACAGGAGAGGAACAGCCUCUGCUGAAAUCUGGUCUGUCACCACGCUCUAGACAAGCUCCUGUGUAUGUCUGGAGUCCUGUUAUCAGUCAGUGCUCAAAGACCUGUGGCAAUGGAACCCUGCAGGUGUGGUUCUCAUGUGUGGACCACCAGACCAGACUGAGGGUGACUGACGUCCACUGCGAUGCCUCCACCAAACCCCCUCCUCAGUCUGAGAGCUGCAACACAUCUCCCUGUCCCCCAGUGUGGCGCUCUAAGCAAGGAGUCUGCAGUGUAACAUGUGGAGGAGGGGUGGCCAACAGGGUGCUGUACUGUGCCAGAGAAACAGAAGGGGAGGAGGUGGUGGUGGAGGAUUCAGAGUGCAGUGACUUUCCCAAACCCACAGCAGUGGUUUCAUGUAACGACCACAGCUGCCCAGCAAGGUGGAAGGUCUUCAGCACAUCGGCCUGCUCGGCUUCCUGUGAUUUGGGUGUAGCUCAGAGGACGGUGUCUUGCUUCCAGUUUGUCCAAGGCAAAGAGAGCGUGGUGUCGGAGGAAAGCUGCCGUGCAGCUGUCAAACCAGCCACCACAGUGCCCUGCCUGGUGCAGGUGUGCACCUUUAGGUGGGAGGUGAAACCAUGGAGUCAGUGUUCAGUCCCCUGUGGAUAUGGGAUCCAGUCCAGAGCUGUGUCCUGCAUGGGCCCGUCUAAGCCGGAGCCCCUCAGCCCUCUGUUUUGUAUGCAUAUGCCUAAACCCAUCACCAUCCAGGGCUGCUACGCUGGUGGCUGUGGAGAUGUGCCACCCACCUCACAUGCCACCACUGCAGUUACACCUCAGCACCCACUGGAUCAUCCUUCUCCAAGUCCAACAGAGGCAAUCACCGCCACACUGGCCACUACAACGACUGCCCCAACACCUAAACCCAGUGCAUGUGGACAGCUGCUCCUGGAAGAAUCAGGCGUGGUGGACUUGAAAGACGUGACCAGUAGCUGCACAGUUUCCAUAGGUCGACCUCUGGAUGAAGUCAUUCAUGUUAAAGUGGAUUCUGGCUCCUUGGACUGCAGAAAAAAAGAGUUUGUUGCAUUUUUCGACCGACUGGCAUUUGUGAGAAAAUGCGAGCAGGUAGCGGGCAGCGAACUGACCACCAGAACCAAUGUCCUGCUUGUGCGUCAAAAUGUGCUCACCCCUGGGAACGGGGUUGUGUUUACCUACAGUUCACAGAAAAACACAAAGAAGAGCCAUCAUCGGGAUUGUGACAUUCAGCUGUUUUCCCCAAUUGGUGUCUUUGAGAAUCCAACUACAACCAGCACUAACCACACCUGUCGAGUCCUCAUCAACGCCCCUCCCUCAGUCAAGAUCAGAAUUCAAGCGCUGCACAUUGGAUUAGUAUUCAACUCCACCAACUCCCCGUCUACAUACAUUAUGAUCCGGGACAUGGAUAUGUUGAAGACCAACGUGUUUAAAGGCCAACAGCUGUUUCAGUGGCAGUCCUCUGGAAAUAUGGCUGAGAUUGAAUUUCAUGGACACUACCUACAUUCCAAAGGAAGCUUCAGAGCUGAAUAUUCUUUUGUGCGUCGUUGAUACUCGAUAUUAACUAUUUUCAGGAACUAUUUUCACUGUUUUUAAAUUUCUGUUCAACAUUUAUUUGGUCAAAGGUCCAGUGUGUAUGAUUUGGUGGGA